UGUUUGCUUUAUUUUUUGCACUCGGAUUUCUUUUUCAUUGUUUUUGCUGUGCAUCUUGAUUCAGCUCACAUCUAAUGUGUUGGAUUCGGUGUGUUCCGGUAUAAAAUCCAAAAGGAUCUUUCUUCCCUUUCCUCGUCUAUCAAUUCCUCUGUGCCUGCCUGAAUCCUCUCCUUGUUCCUCGUCCCUUCCUACUUUUCCAUAAUCCUGUCGAUUUCUCGAAAAGAGAAAUCUUAUACACCCAUCAGCUAUGAUUACUGAAAAGAAACCUCAUCGUCGCCUCUGUAGAAGACAGAACCACCUUCAGCUACCCAUCGGAGUCAGUCUCAGACAGCAGCAUCUUCAGAGAGCCAUGAAUACUACUCUUCGGCACGUGGAAGUGAGAGUGACAGCUAUAAAGAUGGAGAUGAAACGCGUGAAGAACUCCAACAAGAAAGAAAGAGUGGUGCUGAGAGAGAUGGAAGCGAUGCUGCCACAGCUUAUAGCAAAGAGAAUGCAAGCGGAGGAAGAGAGAAUGCACGCCCUGGAAGAGUGCGUGCGGACUCAAGCUUGCUGUGAUGCCAUGGAGGUUGUGUUGUUUGCGCCUUAGUCGAUCAGGUCCACCCCUCUCUCCGGUUGAGCAUUGAUUCCACUGGUAUGUAAAAAUUAUGGGUUUCUUAUAGUAUUUUUUCUUUUUCUUGAUUUUUGUGUAAAGAAGGGGUAAUUUAUUUGGCUUUCUUCUUUUUCUUUUCUUUUUGUUGUUAACGACCCUUCAUCAGGAAGGCAGGUUCUUUAAACCCGCACCAGCUUUGUCAAAUUCCGGACUAAAAAAACGCAAAUUUUGAUU
Messenger RNA from Rubroshorea leprosula, 823 nucleotides. NCBI's taxonomy places the organism in Eukaryota, Viridiplantae, Streptophyta, Magnoliopsida, Malvales, Dipterocarpaceae. The record is from the annotation of a GenBank genome assembly.